GAAGGGAAAGGAGGUGGGGAGGUAGUGGCUGCGACUCUCGUAGACCCGCUCGCGAUCUGGCCCUUCCCGGGCGCUCAGCCUCCUUCCUUCCCUCAUCCGCUCGCCCCGUCUUCCGUGCGCGCCGAGCACUGCGCUCGGCCGGCGUGCCUCGCGCCCUAACGGGCGGCCGGGGGCGCCAAUCAGCGGGCGGCAGGGUGCCAGCCCGGGGCUACGCUGGCGAAUCGGCGGGGCUCGCGGCCCGGGGUGGGAGGCGGGUCUACCGCGCGGCCGCGGCGGCGGAGGAGCAGCUCCCAGCCAGCAGCCAGCGAGCGCCGAGCGAGCCGCCCGGAGCCCCUCAUCCCAUUCGGAAGAGGAAGGAACAAAAGGUCCCGGACCCCCGGCCUUGACGGGGCGGGACCCGGAGCCUCGGUCCAGGUUAGAUAAAGGAGGAUAUUUUCUUAGUGUGGAUUACUGCCUUGGUAAGAACAUGUCGUCCAUCUUGCCAUUCACUCCACCAGUUGUGAAGAGGCUGCUGGGAUGGAAGAAAUCUGCAGGCGGAUCGGGGGGCGCAGGUGGAGGAGAGCAGAAUGGACAGGAAGAAAAAUGGUGUGAGAAGGCGGUUAAAAGCUUGGUGAAGAAACUAAAGAAAACAGGACGAUUAGAUGAGCUUGAGAAAGCCAUCACCACUCAAAAUUGUAAUACUAAAUGUGUCACCAUACCAAGCACUUGCUCUGAAAUUUGGGGACUGAGUACACCAAAUACGAUAGAUCAGUGGGAUACAACAGGCCUUUACAGCUUCUCUGAACAAACCAGGUCUCUUGAUGGUCGUCUUCAGGUAUCUCAUCGAAAAGGACUGCCACAUGUUAUAUAUUGCCGAUUAUGGCGCUGGCCUGAUCUUCACAGUCAUCAUGAACUCAAAGCAAUUGAAAACUGCGAAUAUGCUUUUAAUCUUAAAAAGGAUGAAGUAUGUGUAAACCCUUACCACUACCAGAGAGUUGAGACACCAGUUUUGCCUCCGGUCUUGGUGCCACGGCACACGGAGAUCCUGACAGAGCUGCCACCUCUGGAUGAUUAUACCCACUCCAUUCCAGAAAACACUAAUUUUCCAGCAGGAAUUGAGCCCCAGAGUAAUUAUAUCCCAGAAACGCCACCUCCUGGAUAUAUCAGUGAAGAUGGAGAAACAAGUGAUCAACAGUUGAACCAAAGUAUGGAUACAGGAUCUCCAGCAGAACUAUCUCCUACUACUCUUUCCCCUGUUAAUCAUAGUUUGGAUUUGCAGCCAGUUACUUACUCAGAACCUGCAUUUUGGUGUUCAAUAGCAUAUUAUGAAUUAAACCAGAGGGUUGGAGAGACCUUCCAUGCAUCACAACCCUCACUCACUGUAGACGGCUUCACAGAUCCAUCAAAUUCUGAGAGGUUCUGCUUAGGUUUACUUUCCAACGUCAAUCGAAAUGCUACAGUAGAAAUGACAAGAAGACAUAUAGGAAGAGGAGUGCGCUUAUAUUACAUAGGUGGGGAAGUUUUUGCUGAGUGCCUAAGUGAUAGUGCAAUCUUUGUGCAGAGCCCCAAUUGUAAUCAGAGAUACGGCUGGCACCCUGCAACAGUGUGUAAAAUUCCACCAGGCUGUAAUCUGAAGAUCUUCAACAACCAGGAAUUUGCUGCUCUUCUGGCUCAGUCUGUUAAUCAGGGUUUUGAAGCCGUGUAUCAGCUAACUAGAAUGUGCACCAUAAGAAUGAGUUUUGUGAAAGGGUGGGGAGCGGAAUACCGAAGGCAGACAGUAACGAGCACUCCUUGUUGGAUUGAACUUCAUCUGAAUGGACCCCUACAGUGGUUGGACAAAGUAUUAACUCAGAUGGGAUCCCCUUCAGUGCGUUGCUCAAGCAUGUCAUAAAGCUUUAUCACCAAUCAAGUCCCAUCAAAAGACUUAAUGUAACAACUCUUCUGUCAUAGUGUUUGUGUGUGGUCCCCAUGGACUGUUUACUAUCCAAAAAUUCAAGCUAGAAAACAGCACUUGAGGUCUCAUCAAUUAAAGCACCUUGUGGAAUCGGUUUCCUGUAUUCGAAUAUUAGAUGGGAAAAUUAGUGUCUAGUAAUACCCUCCCAUAAAGGAGGAAGAGAAGAUUUUAAAGACUUACUGAUGUCUUGUUGGGCAUAAAACUGAGUGUCCCAAAGGUUUAUUAAUAACAGUAGUAGGUAUGUGUACAGGUAAUGUAUCAUGAUCCAGUAUCACAGUAUUGUGCUGUUUAUAUACAUUUUUAGUUUGCAUAAAUUAGGUGUGUGUGUGCUGCUUCUUGAUUUAGGCAAGCCUUUAUAAAGUUACAGUACUUAAUCUGUUAUUCCCAUUUCUCCGUUAUUUUUGUGUGUCUUUUUUUAAUAUAUAAUAUAUAUCAAGAUUUUCAAAUUAUCAUUUAGAAGCAGAUUUCCCUUGUAGAAAAACUAAUUUUUCUGCCUUUUACCAAAAAUAAACUCUUGGGGGAAGAAAAGUGGAUUAACUUUGGAAAUCUGUGACCUUAAUGUGUUCAGUGGGUCUUAAACAUUCAUUCUUGUUUGUUUGUUUACUGCUAAAUCUCAUUAUAAGGAAGCCUUGCAGAAAAUCUUUCCAAACCUCUUCUCCAUUCCUACUUUUGUCCUGAUACCAAAACAGUGCGUAGCAUGACAUCCAUCGCCAGUAAUGGUUGCACUGAUACUGCCAGCACCAGUUAAUUCUGAAUACAGUAAAAAUUCAUAUGGAUUAAGUCUCUUAGUCUUCACACCAAAUUUCAACAGAUAAUAAUUGACUCGUGUAACCUAGCAGUCUAUUGAUUUAUCCUUAUACCUCUUAAAAAUGCACAGGUGGCAGUAUAAUUAUUUUCAGGGAUAUGCUACAAUUAUAUUCUUUUUUAAAAGCCAAUCUAUAGAUAUAAACACUCUUUUUAAAAAAGGUAUUUUUAAAUAUUUUAAUAGCAGACCUAGUGCUCUUUGAUUUGAGUUUCAUUUGAUUUAGUUACCAGAUUGUAUUAUGAAUGGACCUUUUGUAAAUAUAAUUGCUUCUGCAAAAUACCUAGAAAAGUUGCUGAGGUAUGAUCAGCAGAUAAGGACCAUCUGUUUUUCAAGUAUGUUGUAUUCAAUUUAUAAAAUCUAUUAUUUUACAUAAUUAUGAAUUCAGAAUUUUAAAAAUUGGGGGGAAAGCUGCUUAGCAACUUUUUUAGCUUAUAAUUACCUACAGUCUGAACUGUUCUUAACUCAUCCUGAAUAUAUGGUUGACUAUUAGAACCAACCAUAUUUUAUGCUCUGCAGUGAGAGGAGAUUCCAGAAGCUCUGUUGGUAGUCUAUCCUAUCUCUAAUGUUAACUCAUUGCUGUUUAAACAUUUCUUGUUUGCAUCUCAGUAGAAAUUAAAAAGAAGCGCUCCUCAUCCCUUUCUAGUAAACUUUCAUGUUUUUACAGAUAAAUACCUUAGGUACUUGUUUUUUGAAACCACAUUCACCUGUCUCUACAGGUGUCAUUUUUUAAUACUUUGCAGCAUUUGGUUGUUUUCUAUUGGGUUGUCGGGAAAGUCAUGACUUAUUUUUUCUAUGUUUUUCAUUGCAAAAAUGCGUCAUGACUUUUCCGACAACCCAGUAUUAGGUAUUCGUCAUUUUCCAAUAUUUGUACGUGUGUUCUUGUAAAAUUGGUAUAGUAAUUUUUUAUUCAUUCAACAAAUAUUUAUUGUUCACGUGUUACAUGUGCCAGGAAUUUUCUUAGCCUUUGGGUAAAGGUGAACAAGACAAGGUAGGGUCCUGCAUUUGCUGAGACAGCAGUUACUGUAACCCUUAAUCAGCUUCUUUGUGUGUGAAGGAGAUAAACAGGGUACUGUGAUGGAACAUGACAGAGGGAAGGCUUCUCUAAGAAAGUGAUGCUUGAGCUAACACUUGGCAUGAGAAAGGAGCAGGCCAUGUGGAGAGCCAGGGGACAUAGGCGUUCCUGGCAAAGAGAACUGCGUCGAAUGCAAAGGCUCAUUUUACAGGGAACUCAUUAUUAGGUAUGAGUGCUUUAUACAAACACCUCUAUAUAGAUCCAAACCUGAGGAUCAGAAUGGUUCUAAAAUUUAUAAGAGUUGAAGGUGGCCUUAUUUUGUGAUAGACUGCUUUCACGUGUCAUUCUCAGUAAUAUUUCUUCUUCCUCAAGCCCUUGCUAUAAGAAGUUUGUCGUUUGCACCAGGUAAAAACCAUUUAAUUUAACAGCCCUUUUAAAAAAUCGGCCUUGGGCAAGUUUUCACCAUUAUAGUGUCUGGCAGCUUGCUUCCAGACUUCCUGCUGCCCACUAAUUACUACUUCUACAGUCCCUCUUGUGAUUGGUGUAAAUGUCCCAGGUAUUCCCACUGUCAGGUCUGCUGUAGAUAACCAUUGGAGCCUCUGCCCUUUAGAGGUGUUGACUCACUCGAGAACUUGUAGUGAUGAUUUAGGAAACAGUUCUGGGGACAGAACAACUUUGAAAGUGGUGGAAGGUACUGGCAGUUACUCUUGCAUUGAUAUGUUAAGUAAAGCAGUGCCAACUAUAGCAUUUCAAGUAGUGGAUUGUGCUCUACAAUUAUGGUGGGGUUCUUGUGUACAGUAUGAAGCUGGAACUCAACUCUUAGGAAAUACCUAUUGUAUUGAGCAGUUGACUUCAUGGUGGUGACUACAUUUGUGUGAAUAUGUUUAAGGAUCAUGGUCAUAUUUGCUUUUUUUUUUUAACUUAUGAAUUCUUAUUUCUGGAAUUUCUGGACCACAAUUGACCAGGGGUCACAAACCAUAGAAAGCAAAACAGUGGAUGGCGGGGGGACUACUGUAGUUAACAGAGAGGCAAAAUUAACCCAUUUUACAUUAGUGAUAGACAGGUUUUUAAGCAAUACCUCCCCAGAGUUUCUUCUUGAUGAAGAUGAUGAAGCUAAAAAGCAUUUUUUUGGUCUACUUUUCUUCCUCACAUUCAGGUAGUCCCCCAAAUAUACAGCAGUUUCCUGCACUUUCCACAAUUCAGAUUUCUUGGAAUAUUUCAACAAAAGAGCAUCUGCAGUGCCCAAGUAGAAAUCCCAACCAGUGGCUUUUUUCCAUGUUUGCUUUCUAAUGACAUGCUGUUUUUGCAUUCUGUAUUGUUUCCUAUGGCCUCAUGUUGAUCGUUUUGGUUUUUCCCCCCCCUUUAUGGGGUUGUUUUCAUUCUUCUAAAUGAUGAGAUCUCCUCUCUGUUGAAUUUUGUCUUUAUUUAAAUUAGCAGCACUACUUAGAAUUUCUCCUCCCCAGUGUUGGUAAUUUUCUCAACAACAUGAGAACUGAAUGAACACGCUGUCACAUUUAGAUGAAUGGCGGUUUUCACAGUGGAUUCCAUAGAGACACCUUAGGGAAUAGGAGUCUGGUGAUAUCCCCUCUGACUUUGGUCUACCAGUGGCAGCUUUAUUUUUAUUCUAUAUUGGAGUUCUACAUAGAUUUUUGGUUUGUUUGUUUGUCUUAUUGCUGUAAAACAAAGUUUGAAAAGCCUUAAUAACCACUGGUUAAGGUUAGAAAACAACUGGAUUUCAGCCCACCUUUUGGAAUAACCCUCCUUGUAUUCUUUUCUCAUCCUACUUUCAGAAACUUUCCUGAUUAGGUUGAACUACACUAAUUAUACAUGAUGAUGUACAUUAAUUCAGUAAACAUUUAUUAAUGCCUAUUCUUUACCCAGCCACUGUGAUAGACAUUGAGUAAUAAAAAGAUGACUGGGAUUUGGUCCUGUCCCUCUGUGUGCUCAGUCUUAUGGAGGUUCCUUUCUCUCUUGGGACCCAUCAUAUACCAGAAGGAAAUCUGCCUGAUUUUUCUUGGAAGCUAAAUAUUCUUAUUCUGUACUCUUACUCUUAAUUCUGUAUUCCAAGAAUAUAUUUGCAAAUUGUUGAAUAUUAGGAUUUUUUUUUACCUUAAUCCAUACCCAGUUUUGUUUGAUUCAUCUCUCUUAAACAUUGUUAGAUUUUCUCCUUUGUUAAAAUUAUUUUAAUUUCACUUUUUUCAUACCUUUAUUGUCAAUUUCAUCAAGACUAAAACUUCGAAAGUAAACAGUCUAGGCUCUUGCUAGCUGAAAUCUAAUAAAAGAGUGUAUAUAUAUAUAUAUAUAUAUAUAUAUAUAUAUAUAUAUAUAUAUAUACCCAGUUGGUUUCUCUACCUCUUUUAAAAGCUGUCCAAAUAUACCAUUAAGAUCUUUCUGUCUUUUUUAAAUAACUAAAUACUUUGAGCAUUUAUUCAAUAAUAGGCACCCUCCUGGUCUGGUUGAUGGGGGAUCUAAAGUAAAACAAGACAGUCUUCACUGUACUUAAAAUUUGUCUUACGUGCAGUCUUUGCUUUCAUAGCCAAACAUUCCAGCUUCACAGUUUGCCCCCAUGCUUACUACCCCUCAGUAUCUCUUUCGAUAACUAAGUAGUCUGUGUUAAUAAGCAACACAUGAUUUUUUCUUUUACUCAGAUCUAACACAUGCAUGUUUAGACAUAAAUUAUUGCCCAUUUUGUUUUCCUCCAUGGGCAAUAAUGCAAAAUCCUUCAUACUCAUCAGCUGAAUUUUGUUCUUUCCUCCCCUUCUCUUGACAACAUAUGUCCCUAGUGGUUUUGCUGGUUGCCCUCUUCCUUGCCAACAUGUUUUAUCUGCACAUAUCAGAAUGUUUCUCUCCUUUGAAUUUUACUCAAGACCAGACAGGAUGGUGCUGUUCCUACCCAGAGUCCUAACUUCUUCGCUAUGAAGGUUAAUGUUCAAAUUGGUCAGUCACUUCACAGGAGACGUUCUCUCGUCUUAAAUGCCUUUGUGACUAGCAAAUAGCAUAAAUCAUCAGAUGCUGUUUUAACUUAUAUUUAGGAUUAUGAGCUUUUCUGGCAGUUGCAGCCCUGUUUCCACUGGAGCAUAUUGGAUUGUUGUACUUAGUACAAUCAAGAGGAAUGACGAUAGUGUGUGGUCUCUAGAGGUCGUCAGAAUCCUACUAUUGACUUCCUAUUAUACCUUCCUUUUCAAGUUUCCAUUCUUUUUUCUUGGUUCAGACUACUUUUUAUGUGGGGAUUGAGGGACAAAUUAUCUCUUGGCGUGUAAUUGCUGUUUGUUGCCUCAAUCAGGAAAUAUGAACUAUACUAGAUAGAGACAGCCUCACGAUAGUCAUUAUGAAAAGAAUGUCUUGUCUAAUGUGUUCACAUAAUUUCUUGAGUAGGAACUGUUUUAUCUUGGAUAGUAUAGCUAACUUUAUAUAUAGCAUAACUGCCUUAAAUCUUUUUAGUAGGAAAUCAAUUAUGUAAUGUGUAUGUAUGGAUUUAUAUAUACAUGUACACUUAUAGAAAUACCUUAACAGUAGGGGUCAUUUAUCUGCGUACAUUUUAACAAUGUUGAAUGCUUCUGUUGUUUAAAUUUCAGAUCUCGGUAAAAGGUUCUUAAUUUGCUUGUAGACAUUUUCCUUUCAUGGACAGACCAUCAGAGUAAUUUUUUUAUUCUGUUGGAGUCCUGGCUGUUCAGUUAGUAUGCCAUUUUCAGGCAGCUUGACAAAUAAGUCAUAACUGGAAUUCAUUAACAUCAAAUAAAGCUCUGCCAUAUACCCUUCAUUAAAUUAUUAUACAUCCAGUGGUCUCUGGAAGGUACUAACUUAGGAUUAACUUUCUUUUUCUUAUUUAAUAUUUGAUUGUGAUCCCUCCCCCCCACCCCCUGCCCUUAAUUUUCUGCUCUGUUGGUAGAAGAUUGCUGCUUAAUAUACCCUGGGACGCACCACUACCAAGUCAAGUUCUGUAUUUAAGGGUAACCUGAAGAUGGUUCAGACCUGACUUGCUUAGCUGUGCUCAACAGAAAUGGACUUCCCAAAGUUCCUGGGGUCAUCUCUGAUUCACAGAGGACCCGACUAGAGUAUAUUAGCCUACGUUCAUUUCAGUGUCAAUUGGUUUGCUGACAUGAGAUCCAUAAUAGACCCAGAAUUUCACCAUUAGUUGAGAUAUAAGGACCCCCUUGGAAGAAUAAUGCCACUGAUGAUGGGAGUGAGAAGUAUUCAUUAACUCUACACAAAGGACUGUCAGGUUUUUUUCCUCCAAAAAAUUUCCCAAGAAAGGAUGUUCUACCUCCAAAACAAAAAGCUCUUCUCCAAAAUUUCCAGUUUGCUCUUUUGGGUUUGGGGUAGGGAUUUAAUUCUUAUUUCGAAUUAAGCAUGAUAAUUUAUUGAACCAUGAAAUCUAUAAUGUAUUGAUUUAAGGACAAAAGUAAAGUUUUAGAAUUAUAAAAAUAACAUUUUCUUUUUCACACUGCACUUUUUCUUUUUUUCUUUUUUUCUCCCUGUAGACUAAAGCUUUUUGGCUAUUUUACAAUGUUAGUCACUAGAUAACUUGCCAUAUUUCUGGUUCUAUAUUAAGUUCUACCCUUUGCAAUGCUGUAGCAUAGAGUUGGUUCUCAGCAUUUGUGGGAAUAGAAGUCCUACUAAACUCUCUUUUCUUCAGAGAUUUUCCUUGGCAGAAUAAGUCCCUAAGAAAAUAUCUAUUUGUCACUUUGAUUAUUCACAUUCCUAUAUUGUUCAAACAGAAAAAAGUAUUGGUGAUAAAGAAUAGGGUCUUUUUCUGGUGACUGUAUGUACCUGCGUUAAGAAUGGAAUCAUUUGUUGGUUUAUGUCACUGAUAGACACACACAUCAAAUUGGGAAAAUAAUUAUCACAUACAUAGCAAGUAGGUAACAUGCAUGGAUUAAAAAAAAUUUUUUUUAAGCCCUAUUUUUUGACAAAGUGCAGAACCCAAAUUGGUCAUUUCUUAGACCAACUUUACCUCAGGAUUCAUUUUUGCUUUUUUUGACCCUGACCUUUAAGGCAUAAAUAUUUGUUUCUUUUGUAGUGAUAGUGAAGCUGUGACAUUAACCAGUUUUAUACAAGAGGGCAAAACAAGAAAAACUAGAGAUUAAGAUGAAAGCAGUUCUGCACUUGUUGAAGUAGAUCAUAGCAUUGUAGGCAAAAUAAAAAUGUUCAUAUCUGAGGAUAUUUUUUUGCCAUCUUUCCCCAAGGCCAGACUUUCUGGUGGAACACAGUUAAAAGGAACAUAAUUCAGGGCCUUUGUAAUCUGAGGGAAAUAACCUCCAGCUGGCAGUCGCCUUUUCAAUAUAUGAAGCAAGAAUGUGGGAAAUAGUUGGCAUUGAGUGUUUUCGCCUAAAAAUAAGAAUAUGAAAAAGCAUAUAAAACUGGAUUAUUCAUUUAGCUCUGAAAAUCUCAGUAGAAUACUAUAUAACUGGACAAAACCACAAGAACCUUCAGAGGAUUUGUCUGAAACAGGUUUCAAGGAUGAAUUUUUAUACACUGCUCACAAAUUUGCAAACUGUUCUUGAAAUUGACACUGUUAAGUAAGGUAUUUAUGGACUUCUAGGAACUAGCCGUUAGUGAGUGUCCUAAAAUUAUUUUGAGCCUAUGCCCACAUCGGUAGCCUUAUGCUCUUGAAAAUUAUUUUCUUUAGUGAUACCAAGGAUUGAGUGGUGGUUUUAGGCUGAGCAACUGCCCUGGUAUGACUGGGACUGAGGUUCCUUGAAUGCGGGACUUCCAUAGCUAAACCCAGGACAGAGCCAGGGGUACCCCAGGAGGAGCUGAUCACCCUAGAUAUUCUUGUGAUUUAUCCUCACUCCCUUAAAUGUUGUAAUAGUUGGGAUUAAAUUCAGCUGCCUUAUGGCUGUCAACAUUUCUGAUACUUGGAUAUGUGUCCUCCAGUGACUUACUGGGGAUGGACUGGGAGAUUUAUAACAAUAGCUAGUGGCACCAACAUGGUGGUGAGAGUGACACUAGUAAUGCAUGGAAGGUAACUGGUGGUUUAAUGGAGUAGAGAAGAGGCAACUAGAUAGCUAAGUCCUUCAGAACUGGUGUGUAUAUGUAAGUACAUAUCAUAUCUUGAUGGGGUUAAAUGUAAUCUGACAUUGAAAUUUUUCACGGUAAAUGAAAACUGAGUGGUGGUGUGGCUUUCUUGAGGGAAAAUAUGGCCUUGGAUGCUCUAUCCUCUAUUACAUUCCCCAGACUGUCCUGCUCCGGAAGCCAGAAUGUGGUAUUAUAUUCUCCGUAAAUGUUUAUUGAGAUUACUAAAUGCAUCAGCCAAUGGCAGGUGAACAAAUUGGGCGUCCUGACCCAGACUGAGCAGUGCCCUCAGUUCUGAUAGCCUACCCCUCAGGUGCUUAGCAGCUGGAACACCGACCAUAGGAGGUGAAAGUUUUCUAACACAGCAUUAAUUUUGUAAUGCAAUAUGAUGGAUGCAGUCUGUUCUUGUCUCCCUGUGGUAGUACUCAGAGACUGCAUCCUCUGUGCACUGUGAUGUAGAUGGUAGAUGUGUUCUUUGUAAGCUUUAAUCCUACGAUUGUCAAAAGUACGACGUGGUUCCAUUUUUUUUAAUUAAACAAUGAGCUGAGGCUUUAUUACAGCUGGUUUUCGAUUUAAAAUUGUGAAAUACUGAUUUCCUUCCCCCAGCCCCCACACCAAAUAUUUUAGUCUAUUUAAAGUACAAAAAAAAUAGUUCUUAAGAAAACAUUGCUUAACUGUCCUGUGAUUUCUGGUCAAUUUUUAUACAUAUUCGUGUGUGUCUGUGUGCUUUCACUUUUUACCUUGUUUGCUCUCUUCCUGUGUUAACAGUACUUUCACCGUUGAAAGGUGAACAUUUUUUCCUAGCAUUAAAAAAAAAAAAAGCCAUUUGAGUUGUUUACCAUGUUAUGAUGGGACUAAUUUUUAAUUGUUUUAAUUGAUUUUUAUUUAAACUCAUCUUUUUUUUAGAGGGGAUUAUACUUGGCUAUCCAUGCCCUAACUUUUAUGGGGAAAAAAAAGUGUGUAUUUCACAUAAUGGAGGUAUGAUAUUAGGAGUACAUCUUUUUAAGUCUGGUGUUAUAUAAAAAAUUAAUGCCACUCCCCUGGCAGACAGAUAUGCACUGCUUAAUAUACCCCCCCACCCCACACCACCCCCCCCACACACACACACACAACACAUACCCCACAGUGCUAGUAAGUUAUGCAUUUUAGUUUAUUUCAGAGCUUGCCUAUACCAAAUUAAUGAUCUAGUACACAUGGUCUAUGCUUUAAACAAAAACAGACUAGAAGGUAAAAUUCACCUUGACUCUUGAAAUAUACUCUUAGGAAAAAAGCAAGUGCUAUUUUUUUAAAAAAGAUUCCAUUGAAAAAUGUAGCAUACUCACAAUUGUUUUAUCUUCAUCAUGAAAUAAUUGAAAAACUUAAAACUUUUUAGAUCAGUCAGACUUCCUUUGUGUCUUGCAGGAGCUGAGUUCCUAGGAUGAAUCAGUACUUCUCUGGUUAGCAGACUGCUUCCUUCAAACCAUUUAAAACAGACAUGCUUUAGGAUAUAACAAAAGGGACCUCAAGAGCUAAAAUACCUAAUGUGACAUGGAACAACAGCCCAGGGACUGGCAUGGUUUCAUCAUCAAUUUUGUUUAAACAAAUUCCACUUAAAUUGUUACACCAUACUACUAUAAACAACCUAAAAGAAACCUUCCAACAUUGAACCUAAAACAUCACUUCAGUUGACAGAGUGACUAACAGAGAUCCUUUUCCAUUGUCAUUUCACCCUGGGAACGUUAGUGACACUGGUUAUCUUCACAGGGAGAUUUCUGCAACAACCCUAGUGUCCAUAAUGGCACAUACUCUUCAAGGGGCUGAAGAGUAGGGACGAAGUAUUAAGUUGUAUGUUUGGGCUCUCUCUCCACUUUGCAAAUCAUUUUUGUCUCUUGCUUCAAAUUAGAUGGAAAGCUCCUUAGUGCAGAAAGCGGAAUAUUAGUGUCAAUCUGGUAUACCAAUGCAAUCAUUUUAAGCACCAGCUAUGUCCCAAGAGCUAGGGUGGAGACCGUCCUCAUUUGCUACAAGAACAUAAUCUGCACCAUGCAAUUGUCCAGCAUCCUUUUUAACAGACUCUUGUCCUUUUCAUCAAAAUACAAAAGAUGAACCCAACCUAAAAAUUAAGUUCACAAAUCUAGGAAUCCAAAAGAAAAUGGCAAAGGCAUACAUCAAAGCUUAUCUGCUACAAUGAAUAGGUACGAAAGUAUUUGUUAAAUUGGUUAAAACUGAUGGUGUUUUUGUAAACAAGCUAAAGUCAUGCUAGUUUGCACAUAGGCAUAAUUCUUAAAAUUGACCAUGUUAAUAGGCACGAACAUUCAUUCAGUCAGACUUGUGGGUAACAAGUGAUAAGCCAACAGACUAAGCACGCUCUCUCUUUAGGAAGUUACAGGAGAGUAGAAUGCGUUUCUGUGCCCCAUUCUAAGCUACUUGACCUUAUUGGGUAUAGAAUACAUGUGGAGUCUGAGAUAGGGAUUUGCCGGCUUUUAUGACCUGUCUUCAAUAGUUCUGUUGGCUGCCUCUGUACCUACCUUAAUGCUAUGUGGUAAUAAGGUUGCUUAAAAGAUUUCUCAAGUACUUCAGGAAAGAGAUCACAGAGGAAGGAGAAGGUGCUUCUGAGCAAUAUGAUGCAGGACGAAGAUGGGCAAAAUGUGUAAGCACUGUGCGGAGGAUGCAUUGACUUGGAAUAGAUGGAGAGGACUUUUGAAGCCAGUCAAAAUGAGGUCUUGGAACAAAACUCUUGUUUAUGGAUCUGAAUGUGCAUGAAAGCUGGACAUGACUAAUCUGUGCAUGGUGAGUAGAAAAUUGACAACCACAAGCUUGGUAGAUGCUACUGUGAAGCCCACAUCUAAUAAUAGAGCCUAGAACUCUGGGAGGUAAAAGCCAUGAGCUAUACACCUUGGGUUACAUAAUCUGCAAUGAGAUUGUGCUGCUGAGCAGGCAAGCUGGGCUCAAGGGCAGUGCCAGCCAUAAUCCCAGGCAAGGAUGGAGCCGAUGAUUUUGGGGGGUUGGGGCAAUUUAGACGUAUACAUGUGGUGUAUUAAUUGAAGCUUAACUUUUGCUCACAACUGGAGGUUAUUAAUCUAGAGAAUCCUCUGAAAUUUUGUGUACAUGUAGUUUUUCUGAGAAGUAGCAAUUAUCAGAGGUCUUAACCACUGCCCAACAGCAAUUCUCCAUUGAGACCACUUAUGUUGAAAAACUAGAAUUCACUCAUCUUGUUCGUUUUUUUCAUGAGAGAUCUUAUCUCUGAACUAUAGUUCAUCACACUAUUUUAAAUAUAAAUGCCAUGUAAAUAAGAUUUUAAUACAAAUGGUGACCUGCUUUUAAAUGGAUGUUUGCAGUUUUUAGUAUAUUUGGGCUGCAGUGGGACAAUGAAGAUUUAAAUAAGCCUCAUUUAACAUCUGGAAGAAAAAUACGUUGCCUUUUUAUAUCCAAAAUAUAUUGAAAAAAACAGAUUAGUGUCUUUGUUUUACCCAAGAACCACAAGCUACUUCAUUCCAACUUUUAAAUUAAGAUCUUGAAUAAUAGCAUGUGGUAUCACCACAUUUUAAAAACAUACUUAGUCAAUCACAAACAUAUUUUCUAAGGAAUUGAAUUUUAUAAAGAUAAUUGAAUGCUUUCAUCUAUAACAGAAUUAGUGGCCUGCAAACCACGGUGGUUUUUUGCUAUGCUCUGAAGUUUUAAAAGGGAAUUUUCUGCUACAAGUUACAUGCAUAAAGGAAGUAGGAGGCAAAGGAAAAUUCAAUUUUUAAAUCCUAAAAUGAUAACCACUGAUAAAAAGUUACACUAAAAUUACACUAAACGUUUUAACUACUUUUUAACUAAAGCAUUAUUUUCCUGUCUUUUAUUCCACUAUCCAGAUGCUUAAAUUUAACUUAAGUAUAAAAUCAAUAUUUUAUCAAGCUAUAUUUGAUAAACUAAAUUUGGAGUUCAGUCUCUAGCAAUGUCUAUAUCUCAUGGUGUGAUUUUCAUUCAUCCAAAUUGUCAGUUCUCUCCAUUAUGUCCUGCUUCCUCCUUUUCCAGUCCACCCUACAGUCCCCUGCAAUUAAACCCUAGAAUACGGCCAUAUCUUAGGAUAGUUAAUUGACUUGUUUCUAUUAAUUUUUGUAGAACCAAAAUCAUAAAAGGGAGAGAUGUCUAAGAAUCUGGCUUAUUACGUUCUUUUAAAGAUCACCUUUGAAAAUGAGUUCAUAUUUUGUGUGUCCGCUAUUCCUAGUUUAUAUUUAUGUGGGUGUGCUUUUUUCUAAUCAGUAUUAUCACCGAGGAACAACUAAUUUUCAAAUUUACAAUUUACAUAAUUAGUGAUUGGCUGAAGAGGGCUAUUGAACAUAAAAUCCUUUAAGAUAAAAUGGGGAAAAUGGUGGAGGGUCUGUAUGAUUUAGUCUGGUUGACUGGGUGCUUCUCAGCUGGAAGGCCAUUUCAGCAGCAAGGAUGCUAAUGGUGGAAUGCUUGAAGAAAACAGCCCUGUAAUGGUCAAAUACUAAAGCUAUCUUGGAUGAUGGGAUAAAAACUCAAUUGCCUUCUUUAAACAAAUGUUUUCUGUCUUUAAUGACUUUGGGCAGAAUAACAUUCCUCUAGUGUGAAGCCUUAGUUAUCAUUUCUCAUGUAAUGGAAAAUGCAACUGGUCUCAGAAUCAGAGGUCUUGGGUUUGGACCCCGAUUCUGCCAAUUUAUGGUGACUUUAGACAAAUCAUCUAAUCAGUCUGGCUCAAGUUCCUUAUUUCCUCAAGAUUCCCCAAAAUGAGGAAGUUACUUUUCAGAGUGAUUAUGAGGAUUAAAUGAGAGUCUUGAGAGAGCACUUUGCACAAAGUAGGUGCUCAGUAUUAGAUGACUGAAUCUGUAGUUUACAGAAUGUCAGGAGAUGCUGACAGUGAAGGUCUUUACUGCCAAAUCUUUUCAGAAAAGUUUCGAGAGAGAUGUCACACUCAGAUGUCAAGUAAGUGAAAACCUAUUGUAGCAAUUAUCUUGCCACAAAAGUAAUGCGCACAAACCACAAAAACCCUGUGGCGUGCAACCGUAACAUUCAUUUAGUUCAUGAGUUAGAGCAAUGAUUUAGGCUGGGUUGCUCUGGGUAGUUCUAGCCAUGCCUGGGGAGCAUUGCAAGGGGAGUUGGCCUAAAUGGAGCCACUCAGCCCUUUUUCCACGUUUCUCAUUCCACCAUCAACUAGCCCAGGCAUGUUUUCAUGGAGGUGGCCAAGGGCAGCAGCAGCCGAGCCCAAUCCCACAAGCCCCUUUCAAGUCUGCGUGCUUCUGCUGACCAGCAUUCCUCAGAAGUAAGCCACAUUGCUAAGCACAGAGUUAAAGGCACUAUGGAGUUAAAUGGCAAAGAGGGAGGCUCCAAGGAGGAGUGAAGAAUUGCCCUAAAUGCAGUCAAUCCGCCAGCCCAAGUUUUGUGCGGUCCAGCAGUUGUACUUGUUUGCCAGUGAAGAGGAAAAUGGAGAAGCUGAAGAGAUCCAAGCUGGGAUCUAUUUGGAUCAAGUGUUCUGAAUUCAUAGAGCAUUAAGUAGAAACCUAUUCUAACAUAUACUGCGAAGGGGAGUUAAAACCAAAGGAAUGUAUUUUCUUGUCUACUCUAGGUUCGUCCCUGCUGUGCUCCUGGCCUUGACCACAUGACUGGAAUGAACGAGCGCCCUCUAAACUCUGAGCCCGGCUCAGACAGAACUAGAAGAGUCUACCUCAUAAAUGAGGUAAAAGGAAGCAUUCGAUUCAGAGAGAUCUUUUAACGAACAUUGACAUUCAUGAAUGCCACUUCCAACACCUUCCUGGGACUUCUUAAAUGCAGAAAUGCUAUAUAAACCUGCUGUACUCCAUGCUGGCCAUUUGUACAAGUGUGGAGUGCUUUAGGGAAGCUCUACCAAUAAUAAUGCUUUAGCAAUAAUCUGGUGGGUCACGGUGUGUUGUAACUGACACGAAUGUUAAAAAAGGAAACCACAAUUAUCUGUGUCCUGUUUCUGUAUUACAAGUGUCAGAAUGGAAGCGUCCAGAUCUCCGCUAUGGAGGAAGUUAGGAAGUGAACUUCGCUUUGGUGACACAGCUGUGCUUGGUGGCCCUAGAAAGGGGACUUAAUCUCAGGCUUCAACUUCUGUGUGUCCAGUGUUUCUUUACCACAUUUUUCAGAGACCUGAAUCUAUUUUUCCCUGAAUAUAUGUUUAAGUGGGCUCCCCUUUCCCACACUCAUCUUUAAUGGUCACAUAACUUAUUUUGAUUUUCAUAUGUAAAUACACGAAAAAAUUGUGUGCUCUUUUACUGGCAGACCAGUGAAUGGGACUACUUUUUAUUUUUUAUUUUUUCUUUCUAAUAUACCUAUUAUUUUUGUAAAUUACAAAAACAAGCAAAAAAGCCUACUCACAUUACAACAACCAGAGAAAACCAGUUUGGUGUAAUUUUUUCUACUUUUACUUUGGACGUAUAUGCAUAUUCAUCAGGAAAUGUUUGAAGCCUCUCUAACAGCACUGUCAUUUAGAGAAAACUAUUAGAAAUCUUAAGAAAAAUCUCUAAAAUACAUUAAGCCAUUCAGCAAGCCAUAUGGAGAUGUAAUUUAUUUUCACUUCCUCUGAACAACACAAAAGAUCUGUGUUGGUCUACGUAAAAUUUGGUGUUUGAAAUUAAGUAUAAAAAUUUUAGACAUCUUUUUCAUGCAUGAUUUUUUAUGUACUCUUAAGUUGACUAUAUACUUUGACUAGUGUAUUUGGAACCAAACUUUUUUUUUUUCCUGUGUGUGUAAAUUUAUUAAAGCCAUAUUUCUUUGA
Messenger RNA from Hipposideros armiger (great roundleaf bat), 16486 nucleotides. RefSeq names its product SMAD family member 2 (gene SMAD2). Lineage: Eukaryota; Metazoa; Chordata; Mammalia; Chiroptera; Hipposideridae. Gene Ontology annotation, biological process: cell differentiation; positive regulation of transcription by RNA polymerase II; transforming growth factor beta receptor signaling pathway. The transcript is spliced from 12 exons. Gene Ontology annotation, cellular component: heteromeric SMAD protein complex. The record is from RefSeq and is a predicted model, not a curated record. Gene Ontology annotation, molecular function: DNA-binding transcription factor activity, RNA polymerase II-specific; RNA polymerase II cis-regulatory region sequence-specific DNA binding; I-SMAD binding. Bases 467 to 1870 code for a protein of 467 amino acids.